Molecule: messenger RNA, 867 nt
Organism: Ceutorhynchus assimilis (cabbage seed weevil)
Lineage: Eukaryota; Metazoa; Arthropoda; Insecta; Coleoptera; Curculionidae
Source: the annotation of a GenBank genome assembly
AUGAUGACCAGCAGCGACAAAAUUGACGUCUUUACCGGCCCCAUUCUCGAUAAUUCCAUCGUCAGUUUACAAGAACAUACAUAUAAACCAUAUGGUUCGCCAGUUUUCCAAAACUCUGAUGAAAUUCGCAUUCCUGUCCAUUUCCAAGAUAUAAUACUGGACAUAUCCGAAAGCUAUAUCUAUAUCGAGGGGAAGUUUAAGCCCAAAGAUCCUGCUAAAAAGUGCUACCUAUCCAAUAAUGCCCUAGCCUUUCUGUUCGACGAAAUUCGAUAUGGAAUGGGUGGUGAGCAUGUAACAGUUGUUCGAAAACCUGGAAUUACAUCGGCCCUUAAAACAAUGGUGUCGUUUGGUGCUUCACAGUUGAAACCCCUACUAGCUUGUGGUUGGGGGCUGGCUGAAGAUAAACAGCAUCUCAUCGAUUCCACAAGUCACGUGUUUUCUGGUAAAUUGCCUCUAAAGUAUUUAAUGGGUUUUGCCGAGGACUAUACGAAGGGAAUCUUCAACGUCAAGCAGGAGCUUAUAUUGAUAAUUGCUCGUACCUUCGCCAACUGUUAUAUCGGUGAAGUGGAAGCAGACAUCACACUCGACAAAAUUGAAUGGAAAAUCCGUCAUAUCAUUCCCAACGAUGAUCAUAAGUUGAAAAUAAUGUCACGCAUUAAUAAGGGGGGCCAAAGUACCAAUAUUCAAAUAGCUUACCGCAAAUGGGACCUUUACGAACUUCCUACGUUGCAAUUGCAGGAUUUGGUGGACUUGCAGGCUGAAGAAGAUGCACGUAGUCUAGUGGAGCCGGACUCGAGCAGCGACUGGCCGGAACCCGUUCCGGAACCGGAAGAUUGCUCGGGUCCCGCAGACUCAACUACUGGGUGA